Molecule: messenger RNA, 4784 nt
Organism: Podarcis raffonei (Aeolian wall lizard)
Lineage: Eukaryota; Metazoa; Chordata; Lepidosauria; Squamata; Lacertidae
Product: 5'-3' exonuclease PLD3-like
Exons: 14
Coding region: 399-2447 (682 amino acids)
Molecular function (GO): catalytic activity
Source: RefSeq, a predicted model, not a curated record
GCAAUACACCAGCUUGGCUGCAGGAGUUGCCGGAAGGAGGCAUACAAGAUACCAUCCAACCACCUUAAGGACUCUGCUCUGGAUUAGGGUUUACUCCUUAGCCUUUUGUUCUCCCGAAGAUGUCCUUCAAGGCACGGCCACUAGGAGUCAGCUGUCAGAAGCGAAGCCUGUAUAUGUAAACAACCCGCCAGCCAAUUGCUGCCUCCUGUCAUUUCAAAUCCAUCCAGUGGGUUUCUUUUUGAAUUGUUAACGUCUCUGUGAGUCACAGAGCCUUCCUGACAGAUCGCUUGUGCUUUCGAACAGGGCACCCGGCGGUGGAAAUCUUCAGAGGGGGCUGGUGGUGGUGGGAGAUCCUUCCUACCAGCUGAAGAUCCCUUUCUUCUCCGACCUGACACGACAUGAGGAGGAAAGAACCCACAUCGGGCAGGUCCAGGGACACCCCGGUGAGAAGGUCAAGUCGCUUGCAACCGGACAGAGUUGGAGAGCAGGUUUCAAGGGAACCGCAAAGCUUUAGAGGAAGUCAUGUCGCUGACAUCCUUUCUCCCAGGGAGAGCAUCAGAGCUCACAGGAAGCAGGCCGAGCCAGCCAAGGACCCAUCGCCCAGUCCCCCCAGAGGUUCUUCACAAUCGUCGGAAGAAGCAGAAGCUCAUGAAGACAGCAGGCAAACCGUGUUGGAAAGAGACACCCCCUUGUCCCCCUUUGUCAGGCUGAGGAGACUGGAUGUCCCACAGGAAGAGGAGCCUUCCCCACCCCGAAACGGGGCAAAGGAGCUGCCUCAACCAAACAUCGAGUGGGAAGUGGUGAAAGACAAGAGGGCCCGGCUACAGGUUCUGGAGACCUCUCAGCUGCGAAGCACCAAGGCAAGGCCCCAGAUGGAGAGGAGGACAACGGCUAGCUCACAAGGCAGGGUGCAAAACGAGACGUUUGCCCUUGGGCAGCAGAGCAGGGCAGGAAUCGAUGCCAGGUCCCAGGCACCAACCAUGAAGAAGGCCGACUCUUCUAAGUCACAGGCAGGAGCCCCCCAAAAGUGGGCCAAGCGUCUCCCAUAUCGGUCUGUUCUCUGUUUCCUUCUUUUCUUUCUUAUCCUGGGCUUUGUUUGCUGGUUCACAUGGAAACACGGAAACCCUGGCUCCUUCCUGGGGCUGGUGGGAUACGAAGCAUGGAGAUGGAGCAGCUUCCCAAAACUGUGGAAUGCGGCGGAGGAGUGCAGUAGUCAGUGCAGCCUGGUGUUGGUGGAGAGCAUCCCGUCCACUUUGGAUUACGAAACGCUGACUCCUCACCAUCCAAGCAUCUACCAGGCUUGGAUGAACCUCCUGGAUGGUGCCAACAGCAGUGUGGAGAUAGCAGCUUUCUACUUCACCCUACGGGACUCCGAUGUUCACGUGGAGGAUCCCUCUUCGAAGCAGGGCAAAGCGGUGUUUGAGUCUCUGCGGGCCUUGCCUUCUCGCGGGGUGAAGCUCAGCAUCGCUGUGAACAGCCCCCAGUCUUCCCAGUACGACACAGAUGAAUUGGCCCGCCACGGUGCAGAUGUGCGGUACGUGGACAUGAAGAACCUGACGGGAGGCAUCUUGCACACCAAGCUAUGGGUGGUGGAUCAGAAGCACAUCUUUGUGGGCAGCGCCAACAUGGACUGGCGCUCCCUCACUCAGGUUAAAGAGCUGGGCGCUGUGCUGUACAACUGCAGCUGCCUAGCUAGGGACCUAGACCGAAUCUUUGCCAUAUAUCGCAUCCUGGGGAAAGAUGGGGCCUCCAUCCCACCCAAGUGGCCGGCGGACCUGGCUGCCAAGUCUGGCCUGACUCAUCCCCUGAAGCUGCAGCUGAAUGGCACCGGCGGUCAGCUGUAUCUGUCUAGCUCUCCACCGGCCCUCUGCUCCGCAGGCAGAACCUCUGAUCUCACCGCCAUUUUGAGCACCAUCGAGGAUGCUGAAGACUUUGUCUACAUUGCUGUGAUGGACUAUGAGCCCCAGUGCACAUUCUGCAAACCAAAGAGGUUCUGGCCGGUCAUUGAUGACGCUCUGCGCACUGCGGCCUGCGAAAGGCGGGUGAAGGUGCGUCUCCUCAUCAGCUGCUGGAAACACUCGCAUCCCGCCAUGUUCGUCUUCCUGGAUUCGCUCAGAGUGCUCAGCUACGAACCUCUGCAUUGCCCCAUUGAAGUGAAACUCUUUGUCGUUCCCUCGGAGGGAGAGCAGCCACCGAUCCCUUAUGCGCACGUCAAUCACAACAAGUACAUGGUGACCGACAGAAUCGCCUACAUUGGUACCUCCAACUGGUCUGAAGAUUACUUCACCCGCACUGCAGGCGUGGGUCUGGUCGUCAACCAGAGCGAGGCCUCUGCAGGAACCCCGGGACAAACCCUGCGCCAGCAGCUGGAGAAAGUGUUUAUCCGGGACUGGGACUCUCCCUACGUUCAGCCGCUCAGCAAACACUGGGAAUGUUCGAGGAAGUGACGGCAGAGGGUGGACCACUCCACUCCUUGCCUGGAAACAGGUUCAGGGCUCGGCCUCGCUCUGACCCCUUGACCUGGAAACACUCCUUUCAACAUCCUGCAGUUUAGAAGCUCUUGCCUUGGUGCCCCUGCUCCUGUGCUUGCGUCCCGGAGGAAUCUGGCCAGCAGGCGAUGUUGGGGGUGGGGGGAAAGGAAGUGGGACUCUUUGGGUCAUCAGUCUGACCCAGAGAGGUUGCUUCUGAAACUCCUAAGCAGCCGCUCAUUCUGUUGGCACAAGUGAGGAACAGCUACAGCUGCUUGGCCACCAGAGAUGGAGCGCUCUUGCGCAUGCCUAGGGAACCUGUGGCCUUCCAUAUGUUGCUUAACUCCCAUCAUCCUCAGCACAGCCAACUCACUGCAAGGGAUGAUGGGAGUUGGAGUCCAGCAACAUCUCAACAGGUUCCUCACUUCCCCACUGUAGGGUGGGACGAGCUGCAGCUAAGAGCAGAAAUGUGAACUCAGGGUGGGAGGAGUAGGGCAGGAAGGGGGUUGUAGCUGCCGCCCAGCUCCCUGUUUACACCAAGGAUGGGGGAGCCUGCAGUUGCCCACCUCCCAUGUUGAUGGACUUCACCACCCUGAUCGUUGACCGUGCCAAUGGGAGUUGGAGUCCAGCAAAAUCUGGAGGGCCGCCAGUUGGCCACCCUUGCUUUACAGGAGGAGUGGGGGGGACCCUGGUCCUGGGGGCCAAAUGCGACCCUCUGGACAUCUCUGUUGGGCCCACCCACUCCCCAGGUGGCAUCCCUCCCUGGCCCUGCUCUCAGGCCUUUCCCCCAGGAAUUGUGGCUCCAUGGUGAUAAUGCAUCUUGGUGGCCUGGGUGGAGGAUGGAGAGGCAUGUGCCUGGAACACAGCCUAGUUCCCGUAUUUUUCGCUCUAUAAGACGCACCCUUUCCCUCCUGAAAAGUAAGGGGAAAUGUGUGUGCAUCUUAUGGAGCGAAUGCAGGCUGCGCAGCUAUCCCAGAAGCCAGAACAGUGAGAGGGAUCACUGCACUCCCUCUCGCUGUUCUAGCUUCUGGCUUAGCCGCACGCAGCCUCUUCAGGGCAGCGGGGAGCCUUCAUCCCGCUGCCCUGAAGAGGCUGCGCAGCUAUCCCAGAAGUCAUACAGGCUCUGCGCAGUGCUCCCUUUAAAGAAUUGUUUUUUCUUACAUACCCCGUCUAAAAACUAGGUGUGUCUUAUCGUCGGGUGCAUCUUAUGGAGCGAAAAAUACGGUAUGAGUAUCAGAGGCUGGCCCAUUAGGGCAAAUGGGGCAACCUCAACUUGCCCUCACCUACCUGCCUGCCUUCUUACUUAAGGCUAGUCCAGGGAACGGCCCUGCCUAUCAUCUUCCUCCUGUGUAGCCUCAGUGUUGUAAAACUCAGCAGGGAGGAAGAUGAGGAUGUGACUAAACUGGAAUGGUGGGUUCAAGCUGUGACAUUGGUUCUGGCUUCACUGUUGGGCUCCUUUGCCUUCCACCUCCCCAGUCCCAAUGGGCACCAGCCACCGCUCUGGACAAAGCUAAGAGCCACAUCUGUCUCUCCAACCACUUUUUUUACAGCCCGCCCCCCAUUCACCACUGGCCCGUGGCCCCAAGAAGGCAAUGUGUAAAUGCCCCUACCAGCCUGGCUUUACAGAGACGGAUGUUUACAUUCCAAUAUUUCUUUUCGUUUGUUUGCUAGCUUGCCAAAGUUUUCCAGUUGCCCAGUUGGCAGAGAAUGGCGCUGCCUUCUGCCUCGCUCUCUCCUUGCUGCUUGACCCGAACAAGGUCACAUCUGUACCCUCCGUCUAAAGCAGGUGUAGGCAAACUCGGCCCUCCAGAUGUUUUGGGACUACAAUUCCCAUCAUCCCUGACCACUGGUCCUGUUAGCUAGGGAUGAUGGGAGUUGUAGUCCCGAAACAUCUGGAGGGCUGAGUUUGCCUAUGCCUGGUCUAAAGCAUUCUCUUAGUCGUGGCUUCCCCCACAGAAUCUUGGAAAUUGUGGUUUAUUAGGUUUCGCUCAUCAGCUCUUAGAACACUUUAUGAACUACACUUCCCAAGAUUCUUUGCGGGAGGCAUACCUGUUAAAGCGGUAUGAGAGUACCCUGGAAUGUACUGGAGCAUUUGAAAUAGGUGUAGAUAAGCUCUGAAGGGAGGGGAGUGCUGGGACUCAAGUAAGAUGAUUAGCUGCCUUCCUGCAGGUGUUUUUAUUCUAGGGGCAUGGCUGUGUAUGUGUGUGCAUCUUUCAAAGAUAUAUCUUAGCAGUGCAGCUAUGUACAGGUUUGCUAAAGGGAUGAUGAUAUUGCUUUUUUAUGUUGUAUAUCCCCUAUAAGGGAAGAGGAUCAGCA